This is a messenger RNA of Cajanus cajan (pigeon pea), 4890 nucleotides long. NCBI's taxonomy places the organism in Eukaryota, Viridiplantae, Streptophyta, Magnoliopsida, Fabales, Fabaceae. The record is from RefSeq and is a predicted model, not a curated record.
GUAAUAACUUGUUUUAGAAGUAAAAGCAAAGGGCAUUUGGAUCCACCAUUAUCCUUCGUUGGUUCCAUUUCUGAUUUCUGAUAAUAGCAAACCCAACAUGGAUUCGGAUCCAUUGGCUAGUUGCCCCUUCUGCGAUUCACAUGUACCCUUAUCUCAACUCACUUGGCACGCCAACACUCACUUUUCGGAUCUCGAUGACAUUGAUUUCGACCUGUCCCCAGUAAUUCACCCCGCUCCCGAUUCACCCCCUCGAUCUCUUCCGAGAGAGCAUGCAGCCAAUAGCUCAAGGUCUGGAGCAAACUCUUCGUGUGGUGGUGAAGCUAGUAGUGAUACUGGCGAAUGCAAAGUGAAUGACAAAAUCUCUUUCUUGAUUGAUUCUCAGACAAGGAGCAAAUUUUAUAAAGUUGAAGCGGGUUUGAUGGCCUUGUUGAGAAACUGUUUAGAGUCUGAAGUCGGCAAUUCAAAUAGUAUUUUGUCAGGGUAUGUUGAUCAUUUCCAGUGCCUUGAGUCUGAGGAUGCUGGAUGGGGAUGUGGCUGGCGUAAUAUUCAAAUGCUUAGUUCUCACUUACUAGUGCAAAGACCAGAAGCAAGGAAAGCUUUGUUUGGUGGUUCAGGAUUUGUUCCUGAUAUCCUGUCGCUCCAGAGAUGGCUUGAGAUUGCUUGGGAAAAGGGUUUUGAUGCACCUGGAUCUGCUCAAUUCAAUCAUGUUAUUUGUGGUUCAAAAAAAUGGAUAGGAACUACUGAGUGUGCUGCUCUUUUGCGGUCCUUUGCUCUCCGGGCAAGAGUAGUGGAUUUUGGUCCUAAGGAAUCCCAAUCUGUCCCUGGUUCAAGCAUUGAUAACACCAGGAAUAAAGCAAGUAUUCAUAAUAGGGUAAAACGAAAAGCUAAAAACGGCGACGGUUAUCAAGUUCUCAUGGAUUUUGUGUGGAAUUACUUUUCUGAUAAAAGCUCAAUCCAAUUUGGCCAACAACAUGUUGUGAUCAGUGAGAAAACGCCUUUAUACUUUCAACAUGAUGGUCACUCAAGAACAAUAGUUGGAAUUCAAGUCAACCAUCAACAAAAAAGACAUCUGCAAUAUAAUCUCCUAGUUUUGGACCCUGCUCAUAGUACGGUGGCUCUGGAAGGAUCACUAAGGCAGAAAGUUGGAUGGGAGAAACUUGUUAAAAGGGGAAUGCAUACACUAAAGAAGCCACAAUAUCAGUUGUGUUAUGUUGAUCCUGGAAUUGCCAGUGAGGAGGAGAUGGGAAAACUCAAGACAAUUCACAGCGUCUUCCUUGAAUUUUAAACAAGCAAAUAAAGCACUUUGCUACAUCCAGGCACUAUCUUCUAGUUCAGGGUUGUGUGGGAGCCCAUCUCUACAACUUUACCUUUAUCCAGGACAAUUAUAGUAUCUGAGUUUAUUACUGUGGAAAGCCUAUGAGCUACCGUGAUCUGGGUGGUUCUUGAACACAAGCCACUGUCUUCCUUCAGAUGUAUUGCUUUUAAAGCAUUUACUAUAAUUCUUUCAGACUCAGCAUCAAGAGCACUUGUUGCUUCAUCAAGGAGUAAUAUUGCAGGCUUCUUUAGUAAGGUUCUGGCAAUGGCUAUUCUUUGCUUUUGUCCUCCAGAAAGCUGGCAACCUUUCUCGCCAACUACAGUAUUAUAUCCAUUUGGUAGAUUACUUACAAAUUCAUGUAUAUUUGCUUCUUUAGCAACCUCCACUAUUUCACUUUCAGAAGCCCCAUUAUUCCCAUAGCAAAUAUUGUCUCUGAUUGAGCAAUUAAAAAGCAGUGGCUCUUGUUGUACCAGUCCUAUUUGUGUCCUUAACCAUCUUAGAUUAUAUUUCUGUAUGUCUUUGCCAUCAAUUAAUACCUUUCCUGCCUGUGGAUCAUAAAAUCUUAGUAAAAGGGCCAAAACAGAGGAUUUUCCUGCUCCACUUGGUCCUACAAAAGCCACCUUCAAUCCAGCUUCAAUUUGUAAACUGAAAUUGUCAAGAACAGUGACUGCCGGUCUUGAAGGUUUUACGGUCAAGGGUUUUGAAAGCUGGAGUUAGCGUAUAGAUUGCAGACAUGACAGUUGGGAUCAGUGUGUACAAUUCUGUGAUAGAAGGAACAGUGAGAGAAAAAAUUUGGUAUGAUCUUAUUCCAUUUUCAAAGGUGGCUUGACGUCUGUCAAUCAGAGUUUUUGUGUACCAUAAAGCAACAGCAUGUGCAAUGUUCCACAAGCAAAGGGAGAAGCCUUGAAUGAUCCCAUAUUUGAUGCUUUCUUUUCUAUAAUUUUUCUUUUGAAUUUCCAGGGAUGUUUUGGCUUUCCUCAGUACUUGUUCUUCAUGACAAAACGAUGCAAUAGUCUUUAUGUUGGUUGUGGACUCAGAUGCAAGAGCAACAAGCUCAGAAUGUGCAGCAGAGUGGUCACCUGAAAAUCCUUUGGCAGACUUGGCUUGAAUGAGACCACCUAUGAAGUGGCAGGGCGUCACAGCCCAAGCUACCAAACUCAUUCUCCAGUUGACUUUCAUGCUGACGACUGUUGCUAUUAGUAUGGAGGAAACACAUUGCAGAAUUACAGACAUUCGAUCAGCAAUGAUAACUUUGACCAUGGCAGUGUCACUGAUAAUGCGUGAAGUCAAUGAACCAGCUGUAUUCUCUGAUUUGUCAAACCAGCCUACUUCAUUACGCAGCACACCUAUAAAGGAAAGAGAAAUAACAUGGAUUUAUGGAAAUUGGGAUAGGGGAUAUCUGAUACCUGUAUACAGAACACGUCUGAAAUUUGCCAUGGCCUUUUCUCCAACCUCUCCAAAGAAGAAAUGUUGGAAGGUGUGGCUAAAUAAUGAAAGCAACCCUAUUGCUGUAAAGAUGGCUGAAUAAUGUCCAACUUUUCGUUUUGCAUCUUCUUCAAAGUAUGCUACUCCAAUGGUGAUGAUGAAGUACCCAAAAAAUGGCUUUGAGAUGCCAGAGAAAGCUGCUGCAAAUGAGCCAAUAGCAAUCUUCACCAGCUCCCUCUUUUUUAAGCCAAACCAAAUUCUGAAAAAUAUAUUUCUUCCUCUGCUGCUCAUUUGGCUCUGUUCCUUUAGCACAGAAUGCUCAGUGAUAUUUCUUUGGACCUGCACCUCUACUAGUGGUUGUCUAGUUUCUUCAGGAAAAUCUUCUUGGCGGACACUUCUAUUCUUGGAAAUUGUAGCUCUACCCAUUUAACAUUUAAAGCUGGUUAGAGUUCUUCCUCCAUACCAUUAGGUCCUUGAUAUAUUCAAAGAAGGAACAUUAAAUGGUUAAUUACCUGGAUUCAGGAACUGGUUCAAUGUUCUGCAUGCUGAAUAAUGUACUAUAGAAUCUGCUUGUGUCUAACAAACUCUGGUGUGUUCCUGUCUCUGCAACUUGUCCAUUCUCUACCACCACAAUUAUAUCUGCAUUUACAACUGUUGACAGCCUGUGUGCAAUCAAGAUGACAGUCCUUCCCUGCAUAGCUGUCUCAAGUGCUUCUUGAACUAGCUUUUCAGACUCUGAAUCAAGGGCACUAGUGGCCUCAUCAAGCAAAAGGAUAGGAGGAUUUUUAAGAACAGCUCUUGCUAUUGCAAUUCUCUGUUUUUGGCCUCCUGAUAAUUGGACGCCCCUUUCUCCUACCUGGCAAUCAUCAUGGCUGACAUAUGAGUCCAUAAAUGUUAUAAUGAGUGGAUGGAAUAUAUGCAGCCAGCAGACAUGUUUUAAAAUGCGUCAACUUAUCCCCAUCCGUGACAGGUCAGCUGAAAGCCUGAAAAUGGGGCUGGUCGGAUUAACUUGCUUUUAUUUGGUGGCUUGGAAAGACUGUGCAACCCAUUUUAUGGUGGGUUAGCAGCCUCGCAGGUUUGUCCAAUCACCAGAGGCCUGCCUCUAAUGGACCUCUCAUGCACCUUCUUUUGUCUUGUGUAACAUCCACACCCUGCCUUCAGCUUGCAUGUGGCAACGGGGGAGUCCUCAUUAUACAAGGAUUCGCUUUGCGGGUUCUCAGGAGAGUCCCUUCAAUGUGGUUCAGCUUUUUAAGGGUAGUACAGAAUACAAAUAACUUAGGCCUACUGUUUGCAAUUAUUCCUCAUGAUGUUAUUUCUCAUCUGUGAAUAAAUGAAAUUCUUUUCCUUUCAGGAAAAAAAGAAGAUGUACCUGUAUUUAACAUAUUUUUUCUUGCUUUUAUUUUGUUUACCGGUAAAAAGAUAAGCAAGUCAACAUUAAUCAUGUGAUAAAAUACAGAAAUAAAAGGAGAUGGUGAAAUAUUAUUAAAACUAACCUCUGGAGGGGUCAUAAAAUCUGCUAACCAGUGAAAUAACAGUGCUCUUUCCACAGCCACUGCUACCAACUAAUGCUACUGUCUUUCCUGCUGGAAUUGUCAAGGACAGUCCUUGAAGGAUUGGUUUCUCUGGCCGUGAUGGGUAGGAAAAGUGAACAUCUCGUAAGUCAAUGUCACCUUUAAUUUUUCUAGGCAUCUUCCCUUCUGAUUCAUUACUUAUUAGAGGCUUUCUUUGGAUCACUUGGAAAACUUCAUACCCUGCAGCUUUUGCCUGAUUGAAUAUUUGCAAGUCUGGUGCUGCAUAAGUGAGAGAUCUGCAAUUCACAAGGGGAGUUUGGUUACUUGAUUAUUUAUUGAUUCGUAACCAUUUUGUCCAUCUAAACAAGCCUGAAAGUAGUUUCUCCUUACAUGGCACCAAAGAGAAUACUCAUCACUGCAGCUAUUAUGUCUCCUCCUGUUGCUCUUCCGGCUCUGACCACAACAGCUCCAACCCAUACAAUGAGAGCCCAAGAACAGAAGCUCACUGUUUGAAACAUCCCUGUCCCAACUCCUUUCACAAGUGCCUCCCCUUUGCUUAUAAUGUAUUGUUUUUCCAUGUUCUCUGUAAAAGAUUUGAUUGCAGAACUCUCUCCAACAAAAGCAUAAACUGUUUUUAUA